AUGUCCCGGGCAACAAUGCGGGACAUGGCACUCCUCCUAGUCACCAGCGAGGCCGACGUGGAGGGACUGGUGUUGCGGCUUUCCUACUUGGCGCGGGACCAAUGCCGCCAUCGCGUCCGGAAGAUAUUGCUGUUACUCAGCUUUAUGCUAAUCUGGACAGGCAACAGCAGGCACCUCCAGCUGUUCUUGAGCAGUCAGUUCCUCCCGACGCACACUAUUACUAUCCUCCCCUGGUGGCUGCAGUUGUGGAGCCUCUGGCAGAAGGCAAUGGAGAAGUUUGAGGUGUCUCUCCAGCUCAACACCAGAGAUCUGGAGAAGGCAGUUUGUCCUGCAAUCGUGAAGUUCCCUGUUGACAUCUCCCCCACGGCCUUUCUCUUGGAGGUUUGCUGCACAAUGGCCAUCGACCACGCAGAUCACCUUGGGUGGAAGCUCAAUACCGAUCGUCGCAGUGAUGAACAUAUCCAACUCGAAAGUGCCGAUGACGUGGAUAUCGCUAUCAAGCACACGAUCGAGCGACGAGCAAAGGCAGUCAGCCGAAAUAUUGUCCUAGAGGUUGUGAACAAGGACUACAAGCCUGGUGCGACAACGAUGAAAAAGGCUGAUGCCGCACCUGUAACCAAGUCAACAGAGUUGGCUUACAGGGAAGAAAUGCAACUGGUCAAGGAGAAGCUCCAUUGUGCGAGGUGCCGUAAUGAGAACAAGUGGUGCUACGUCGAUCCAACUGACCCGAAAGACCAUGUCCCUCUCGACAUCAAGCACCUCACAUUGUGGGCCAGAAUAAUACAUGACGGCAAAGCAGAACGGGACUGUAUUGAUCCUCCGAACUGUCUCAACCUGGACAAGUUGCGCACUCAUCGGAUGCACUCGACACGUCAAGCGAAGGUUGCAGAUGGCUCGGCACUCCCUCCCAUCCAUCUCCAUUUAGGUUCUCUCCUCUGCGACAUUUCGUCAAACCAUCAUGCACAUCACAAGCAUCACCACCGCAGUCCAAGCUCAUUGGAAUCUGAGUGCUCCAAGUCCGAGUCUGAUGACAAGGCAACUUCUGUGGUAGUGCCGAUUCAGGACAUAUUGGCAGAGCUGGAGAAGAUGCAGCCCGCAGCCAAGUACCCCCAGUUCUAUGAUGCUUGGGCAGCGAAGGGUGUUCUCUACAGUGGGAGUGCACUUUACUUUGAUGUCAAGUGGUAUGUGCGUGAGGUGAGAAUGCCGGAGGGAUUGGUGCGACCUUUCUUAGGUCAGGUGAAGAGUAUGGUGGAGCCCAAGAAGUCGAAGAAGCAUUCCAGGCAUGGUAAGAAGAGGGUACAUGUCGCAGCCAAUACUGAUGCCGACAGUGAUGACAAAAAUUGUCCUGUUCACAUUUAG
Sparassis crispa is the source of this 1359-nucleotide messenger RNA. RefSeq lists its product as hypothetical. NCBI's taxonomy places the organism in Eukaryota, Fungi, Basidiomycota, Agaricomycetes, Polyporales, Sparassidaceae. The coding region runs from base 1 to 1359 and encodes 452 amino acids. The transcript has 4 exons. The record is from RefSeq and is a predicted model, not a curated record.